AUGAGUGGAGAAGAGUCCUACCGUAGUCCAGGACAUCUUCCAAUUCCAAAAAAAAGAAGUCGAGGUCGUUUGAGGAAAGCUCAGCUCUCGGGAAUGGAUGAUGACAUGUCUUGUGUCUUUUUGAUGUUCCGUUUCCUCAUUGCUCUUGCUCUCUUCUCCACUGUUUCUGCAGUUACCUUGGCUAUCUGUCAAAACUACUGUGCCUCUGUCAAUGGUGGAGCAUCUUAUGACAAUUGCUCUCCAUGGAUCAGUUUUGCCACUCAAACCAAUCAGACCUGCUACAAUCUCUGUGUCCAUAACUGUGCUGCUGUCUAUGAUGGAGCCUGUAUGACUGGAAAUGGAUACCGUUGCUGUCUUCCAACUACUCCAGCUAAAACCCAACAAUUCAAAGUCAGUGGAUGCAACAAACUUUAUAAUAACCUGGUCUAG
Molecule: messenger RNA, 429 nt
Organism: Caenorhabditis remanei
Lineage: Eukaryota; Metazoa; Nematoda; Chromadorea; Rhabditida; Rhabditidae
Exons: 2
Coding region: 1-429 (142 amino acids)
Source: RefSeq, a predicted model, not a curated record